Messenger RNA from Amoebophrya sp. A120, 2991 nucleotides. Lineage: Eukaryota; Dinophyceae; Syndiniales; Amoebophryaceae. The record is from the annotation of a GenBank genome assembly.
AGAGAGCACUUUACUUUGUUUGUGGUGCUUAGCCCUAUCCUUUGCGCCUGAGGACGCCCCUUGCCACUAUUCAGGAAGAAUCAGUGCGACCGUCGGAACAACGAUGUUGAUGUUCCUACGCGUGUUUGCUUCUCUCCUUUUUCUGCGCAGCCUGCCGGCCGUGGCAAGUCCCAUGCCCGCUACAGACACGGUUCCGGUUCCGGACCUGCAGGGGGAGACGAAGAAAUCACUUGCUAGCCAGCACAAUCCGAACGCGCUUAUGGACGAAGUGGACCUGGAAGUCAAGGGCGCAUUGGAGAAAAGUGCAGUCGCGGUCGCGGAAGAAACCGACCAGCUGCCGCGUGAACUGCGCUGCGAGGGCCCCAUGCAGGAUUAUUGGCAGUACGUGAAGAAAAUCAGCAACGUGUAUCAAGUCGCACAUAUUCCGGCCGAGGCACGCGACGCGGUGACGAAUGAAUUCCUCAGAUUUGGCUUUUCCGACGAAUGGCUUGCGGGCGCACGUGGCGAUUGCGUGUACGGCCUGGCGUUUUUGAUUUUGCUCUCCCUCCCCAAAAUGGAGCAGGAGAUGGGUCACGACCCCGCUGUUCUGAGGAAGUACUACAGGCUGUUUGAGGAACUCGCCCGGUCCGAGGAGGCAACGCACGGCCCCGCCGCAAGCGAGCGCUUGGGAUGGUACAUGCGCACGCACCAGAGUGAGUCCUACCCCAUGCUGUUGGGCUUGUUACCAAGCCAGACGGAACGGGGGGAGGAGGAAACAAUACAACAGGCACUCACGGACUCGAGCGACUUCGAACUCCCCCUUUCUGCUGAAGAAGCGGAGAUGUUGGCAUUUCACGAGGACGAUUCCAGCACAAUACCCGAAGAUCAAGAACAUGGUCGUGCAAGCACUGCUAGCUUUGCUGCAAGAGAUGCUGCAGAAGCGCGAUCCAGUCGGUCGAUAACAGACGCAGAAGUUGCGCGAUUUCUCCAAACGAACGCAUCUUUGGCUGAAGACGCAGCCUCAAAUUCUCUCGUUCUCUCCACGACGGGCCAGGGGUUCCGGCAGCUGUCCUCGAAAAUGAUAAACGACCUGCGACACCCGCCACGGUUUCAGCAGCCCAUCCCGAGACUCUUCGACGUCCGAGUGUUCGUGCUGGACUUUGGAAAGUUCAACGAGUGGACGAGUCGCUCGCUCCUGUGCAGUCAGGGCAUGUUCGCGACCGAAGUGUUUGUGCACCGCUGGUUGCUGCACUCCCCCUACCGCACACUCGAUCCGGACGCCGCGGACUUUUUCUUCGUGCCCAUCUACCCGAGCUGUAUCCAGACGAAGUUCGACAAGAACAUCGACGACCUCAACGAGUUCUACAUCUCCGCGUUGACGCAAGAGCACCGGCCUGACGAAAACCUGCCGCACCCAACCGGGAUUGACGUGAAGUAUUACUUCGAGCGGAACGACGGCCGCGACUUCGUGUUUCAGUUCAGCAGCGAGUGCCUGGACUUCCCAAAGUGGAAAAAGUAUCUGCUGCGUUCGCCUUUCAUCAGCGUGGAAAAGACGCCGAUUGAGUGCACCAAGGACUUCGGCUACGUGAAUGAGCAGAACGCCGAGGAGUACGGAAAAUCCUGCUACCACUGCAACCACUGCUUUUCCCCGUGGAAGGACAUCUUGAUUCCCGGGUUCGUGGAGAAGUGGAGCAUUGAUCGCAUGAUGUCCAAGGCCCAGCCCUACAGCGCGCGCGACAACCUGCUCUGCUACCACGGGGCGGACAGCGACGAAAUCUCGCUGUACAAGUACGCCAACGCCACCGCGCGCAACGACAUCCAGGACCACCUCGCCGGCACGCCGGGCACCAGCAUUGGACGGCGGAUUCCUAUCAUCAUGGACUAUUUCGAACGCAUGGGCAGUUGCGUGUUCUGCCUGGUGCCUAAAGGGCUGGGCUACUGGAGCAACCGCUUCUUCGAAAUCCUCUUUAUCGGCUGCAUUCCCGUAAUUCUGUCGGACGAGAUGGGCUUGCCGUUUUCGGACAAAAUCCCGUGGCAGGAGUUCACGAUCAAAUGGCCCAUGAAAAUCGUGGACAAGCGGCUGUUGCGGUACCUGGACGAUUUGAUUCUGUACCACCCAGCUUUGGUGGAGAAAAUGCACAACACCCUGCUGCAGUACCUCUGCUGGCUCUCCUGGCACUCGCAGGACUACGACUGCUCCCCCUACCGGGCGAUUGUCGAGCAACUCGCUGCGAAAAAGAAGGGGUUCCCCUACUACACCGGCCGCUUUUGGAACACGGAACUGGAUUCGCGAGAAUACAGCGACCAAAUGCCCUACCCCUACUACCGCGAUCAAAUGGAGGGUGGGCUCCCGGAACCGUCAUGACGAGACACUUCGCGAGCCGGCGAAAUUCCUACUGCGCCAGCGGUAAGGCAGAACGUGGGAGAAUUCGUUGGUUGCGGCCACACGACUGCUAGUGCCCGAGCAACGCGUUCGGAAGUGAACGAUAACCGAUUCGCGGAGUGGAUUUACGUUUAUGGUAAAGGAGUGCCAGCAUCAGUAAGUCGUAUGCGCAUUGAGCACGCGUGGAGUGCUCGGCGAGGGAGGACGCGGCGGGCGGCAGUACCAUGAGAAGGCGGGUAGAUUGAUUCGGAACCCUGCGGGAGUGGCAAAAAUUGCGAGCCUUCUUAAGAAUACUAUAACGUUUUCUUGUUGGUGGAUGGUGAUGGCAGGGUCCUAUCUAGUCAAGAAGCGGAGCACCGCGGAGGCAACUACGCUGGUGCUAUGCGGUAACGAUCCGGUAAAGACGGCGCCACGUUCAGAUGGUAUUGUUGCUGUCUGAACGUGUACACGAAAAAAAAAAGAAUCCACGCCAGACUGACAAGAGAAAUGCACUUCGACGGUUCUGGAAGCACUGGACGAAGAAACAUCUCGGAAGCAGUUGUAAAAAAAGUGCACAGAAGAGGAGAAGUGAUUUCGAUCAAAUGCACGAGUCACGUAGACGGCAUAAUUUUCUGUAUUGUAUUCAACUG